Purpureocillium lilacinum is the source of this 717-nucleotide messenger RNA. Its product is annotated as [4Fe-4S] proteins maturation. Gene Ontology annotation, cellular component: mitochondrion. The record is from RefSeq and is a predicted model, not a curated record. NCBI's taxonomy places the organism in Eukaryota, Fungi, Ascomycota, Sordariomycetes, Hypocreales, Ophiocordycipitaceae. Gene Ontology annotation, molecular function: iron ion binding; 2 iron, 2 sulfur cluster binding; 4 iron, 4 sulfur cluster binding. Gene Ontology annotation, biological process: iron-sulfur cluster assembly.
AUGACGCCUCUCCGCUGUGCCAACGGCACCUCUGCCGCGCGAUCCUUUGUGCAGAUAGCCAGUCGCGGCUAUUCGACAAGCACAGUAUACGCCACCGCGCCCCUCGACUUCCUCGUCCCUCGUGGCGCUGCCCUCGUCCGCGGGCGGAUAGACAGCGCUCUCCCAAGGGCAUUGUGCUUGAGACCACGGUCACCCACAUUCUCGCCUCUGCCGGCUCCGAUACAGCGCUCCCAGAUUAGAAACUUUUCUGCCUCUGUUAUCCACAAUGCAACGACCUGUGUCCUCAAUCCGCAAAAGGACGAGGAUGGCAACGACAUGAUGCUGGAAAUCACCCCGCGGGCAGCCAAGCGUCUGUCUGAUAUCAUGAAGAAGGACGACAACCCCAACCUCGCGUUGCGCAUCCAGGUCGAGAGCGGCGGCUGCCACGGCUUCCAAUACCUCAUGAGCCUCGUCACCAUACCGACCGAGGGCGCCGAGGAAUGGUCCUCCGUCGUCAACGAGGACGACAGCAUUUUCCAGUACACGCCGGACGAAGCUGAGUCGAUGCCGAGCGCCAAUAGUGCAAGGAUAAUACUUGACGAGCCGUCUCUCGACUUGCUAAAGGGGAGCAAGGUUGACUUCACGACGGAAUUGAUCGGGUCGCAAUUCAAGAUUGUCGACAACCCGUACGCAACGAGCAGUUGCGGCUGCGGCACGAGCUUCGAUAUCAAGAUGUAG